This is a messenger RNA of Xiphias gladius (swordfish), 1708 nucleotides long. RefSeq names its product von Hippel-Lindau tumor suppressor (gene vhl). The coding region runs from base 286 to 789 and encodes 167 amino acids. The record is from RefSeq and is a predicted model, not a curated record. The transcript has 3 exons. NCBI's taxonomy places the organism in Eukaryota, Metazoa, Chordata, Actinopteri, Istiophoriformes, Xiphiidae.
CCCACUAUCCAACCGGAAGGGAGAAUAUAAACAAAAUAGUUGACAAGAAGUCACAAGAGACGGUUUCGUCGCUGCAGUAUUAUCAUGAUGAAGUUGGAAGUUGUCGGUUUUAUAAACGAUGUCGUCUACUUGGACUGACUUUGUGACACACCUGUCAAUAAUCUGACAAUCUCCGGGGUCGACGACAGGCUUCAUUUAUGGAUAUCUUGUUGGCUAGCUGCUAGCUAACGUUAGCUAAAGGGCUAAUCUCGCUGCGCUCCCAGUUUAGAGGUUCAUUAGCUACAGAUGCCUCAGGAAGGAGAACAGUCUCUUCCCCUCGUUCGCUCCCUGAACACACAAAUACAAAUCAAUGCUGUGUUCUGUAACCGCACCCCCCGUGUGGUACGACCGCUGUGGAUAGAUUACCGCGGGGAACCUCAGCCCUACGAUGAUUUACAGCCAGGAACGGGACGGAGAAUGACCACAUUCGUCGGUCACCCGUGGAUGUUCAGAGAUGCAAGGACUGAUGAGCCACUGAAAGUGAACUGCAAAGAGCUUUUUCUUCCUAAACCAGCAGAGGGUGGAAAUGUAACAUUUGCUAAUAUCACUUUACCAGUUUACAGCCUCAAGGAUCGUGCUCUUCAGGUUAUUCGGCGUCUUGUACGACCAGAAGACUACAGGCAGCUGGAAAUAGCACAGUGCCUCCAUGAGGAGCUGGAAGAUCAGCCUAGUGUGCUGAAAGAUCUCCACCGCAUGAACCAGCGAGUAGAGCAGCAUCUGCUGGAGAGGAUCCAAGGCCAGGAGGAAUGAGACUUGAAAGUGGAUGGACAUUGAUCACUUCUGGACAGCAAAUCUGUACUCCACACUAUACAGUAUCCUCUAUGAAAUAGUAUUUUUUGUCCUCUAAAAUGAUGUCUAAGGAUUUCAAUGUUUAUUCCUAAAAGGCCACUUGAGAAAUGGGGAAACUUUAGGGUUUAAUGCCUAUCGGAUUAUGUUACGCUCUACUUUGUUUUGCCAUAUAGCCACGUUCCGUCACGUUAACUCCCAAAACAUUUCCUAUACAAUCAUUUGUACAAGAUGGAACGUACAAGAAUGUUUCUGUCAAGGAAUCAGUCUUAUAGUUGACUUCUGUCCCGAAUAUCACAAAAAAAGGAAAAUAAAUCAAAAUUGUAUAGUUACAAUAGAUAGGAAUUUCAGAGAGAUAUAUGCUGUUUAUAUUCUUAUGAGGGAUACCUAAUAGUGCCAGCUUACUGUAACAUUCCCCUAAAAAAAAAAAUAAAAAAAAAAUAAACUCUUACUUUGUUAUCUUGGCUUUUAAGCUCAGCAGAAGUUAAAUGGUUGAGCAAAAAUCAUCAGUCUUUAGCUUUGGCACUUUAAAUCUGGAAAAAUCUGGAAUUAUUAUAGGUGCAUUUUCCAAGUUAGCCUAUUCUUUUAAAUGCAGACUUAUUGUCAGAAUAUACUUACGACCAUAAAUGGGAAGAGUUUCUUCUAAAAUUUUGUCUUGCAGUAAUUUCCUAUGGGGAAAACAAAGUAAUCAAAUUGUCUUUACCGUUUUUAAGAUUAGGCUGUGAAACACUGUGACUGAGGAGCUUGUGCUUUUCGUUUUUUCAUACUUUGUAAUUCUUUUCCUCUUAUGUUCUUCUGUGAACCUGUUUUAAAUUUAUAAGCUGCUACUGUAUCUUAAAAACUUUCAUUCUUUAUUUGUGUACAAAAUAAAUUAAAUAUAUAU